Molecule: messenger RNA, 2354 nt
Organism: Microcebus murinus (gray mouse lemur)
Lineage: Eukaryota; Metazoa; Chordata; Mammalia; Primates; Cheirogaleidae
Gene: KCNS3
Product: potassium voltage-gated channel modifier subfamily S member 3
Biological process (GO): protein homooligomerization; action potential; potassium ion transmembrane transport
Cellular component (GO): membrane; voltage-gated potassium channel complex
Molecular function (GO): voltage-gated potassium channel activity; protein binding
Source: RefSeq, a predicted model, not a curated record
ACAGACGGACUGACCGACCGACGCGGGCCACCGGGCUCUCCUCGCCGCCGCCGCGGCGGGCGCGGGGCCGCGCCGCGAGGCCUGAUCCCUGCAGCGCGGGCGGGCGGCGUCGCAGAGCGGAGCGAGCCAGGCGCGCCCGGACUCCUGCAGGUGACAGUGAUUUUCUGGCAAUUGCUUUGGCCUGUACAACCAGAGAACAGGAGUCUCCUCUUCUUUUUGGCCACUAGAUGCCUAUGUGCACCACACGGUCCAGUGAGGGGAGAAGGGUGGAGCUUCUUGGAUGAUGAUGGACGUCCCACUGGGCAGGAUGAAGGCAGAGCGUGCGUCAUCACCACCUCAAGGGUGCAGCGUGAUCGUCCUCCACUCCCUUCCCAGCCAGCACUCUGCCUCCUGGAUCCACCAUGGUGUUUGGUGAGUUUUUCCAUCGCCCUGGACAAGACGAGGAACUUGUUAACUUGAACGUGGGGGGCUUUAAGCAGUCUGUCGACCAAAGCACCCUCCUGCGGUUUCCUCACACGAGACUGGGCAAGUUGCUCACCUGCCACUCGGAAGAGGCCAUUCUGGAGCUGUGUGACGAUUACAGCGUGGCCGACAAGGAGUACUACUUUGAUCGGAACCCCUCCUUGUUCAGAUAUGUUUUGAAUUUUUAUUACACGGGGAAGCUGCACGUCAUGGAGGAGCUGUGCGUGUUCUCGUUCUGCCAGGAGAUUGAGUACUGGGGCAUCAACGAGCUCUUCAUUGAUUCCUGCUGCAGCAACCGCUACCAGGAACGCAAGGAGGAGAACCAAGAGAAGGACUGGGACCAGAGAAGCCAUGAGGUGAGCACCGACUCCUCCUUCGAAGAGUCGUCUCUGUUUGAGAAAGAGCUGGAGAAGUUCGAUAAGCUGCGGUUCGGUCAGCUCCGGAAGAACAUUUGGAUCAGGAUGGAAAACCCUGCGUACUGCCUGUCUGCUAAGCUAAUCGCCAUCUCCUCCCUGAGCGUGGUGCUGGCCUCCAUCGUGGCCAUGUGUGUCCACAGCAUGUCAGAGUUCCAGAAUGAGGAUGGAGAGGUGGACGACCCCGUGCUGGAAGGUGUGGAGAUCGCGUGCAUCGCUUGGUUCACCGGGGAGCUUGCCAUCCGGCUGGUUGCUGCUCCCUGUCAAAAGAAAUUCUGGAAAAACCCUCUGAACAUAAUCGACUUCAUCUCCAUCAUUCCGUUCUAUGCCACGUUGGCGGUAGACACCAAGGAAGAUGAGAGCGAGGACAUUGAAAACAUGGGCAAGGUGGUCCAGAUCCUCCGGCUGAUGAGGAUUUUCCGAAUUCUAAAGCUUGCUCGGCACUCAGUAGGACUUCGGUCUCUGGGUGCCACCCUGAGACACAGCUACCAUGAAGUUGGACUGCUGCUUCUCUUCCUGUCUGUAGGCAUUUCCAUCUUCUCUGUGCUUAUCUACUCCGUGGAGAAAGAUGACCACACUUCCAGCCUCAGCAGCAUCCCCAUCUGCUGGUGGUGGGCCACCAUCAGCAUGACGACCGUGGGCUAUGGAGACACGCACCCAGUCACCUUGGCCGGGAAGCUUAUUGCCAGCACGUGCAUCAUCUGCGGCAUCUUGGUGGUGGCCCUGCCGAUCACCAUCAUCUUCAACAAGUUUUCCAAGUACUACCAGAAGCAAAAGGACAUUGACGUGGACCAGGGCAGUGAGGACCCACCAGAGAAGUGUCACGAGCUACCUUACUUUAACAUUAGGGAUAUUUAUGCACAGCGGGUACACGCCUUCAUUGCCAGUCUGUCUUCUGUAGGCAUUGUGGUGAGCGACCCUGACUCCACAGAUGCUUCAAGCAUUGACGACGAGGAUGUUCAACACGCCACAUCCUUGGAGAACUGCACAGCGAAAUGAGCAGGGAUGGUUGUGCCUGUAUCUUGUGUCCCUUCCUGACAUUAGGUUAACACAGCUUUAUAAACCUCAAUGGGUUCGUUAAAAUCAUUUAAUUCUCAGGGUGUAUCUUUCAGCCAUAGUUGGACACUCAUUGCUGGAUUCUGAAAUGAGAGAAUUGUCUUUAUUUUUCUCAGCGAGAUCAAUUAAAUACUUUGUUCUGAAAUUUAUUUUUUACAAGAAGAGAGUUGUGAUAUGGUUUUGGAAUAAAAGGUAAAUGGUAUGGGGUGGGAUUUGUUGCUACAGCUUAUGCAUCAUUCUAUGUUUGUCAUUUACUCACAUUGAGCUAACUGUAAAUUACUGACAAGUAGAAUCAAAGGUCCAGCUGACUGAAGACUACAUGCAUGUAAGAUCCACAAAAUGAGACAAUGCAUGUAAAUCCAUGUUCACGUUCCAGACAUGGAAAUUAGGAGCCUAAUAAACUUCCUAAUUCAGUAUGGAGAA